UUCAUAGGUAAAUACUUGGAAGGCUGUGCUCCCGAAACGUGAUAUUCGCUUGCUCCCGCCUGCCCCCGCUUCGCCGCCUCGCUCGGUCGAACGAAAGGAACGAGUAGCGACAGACUAGACUGCUAGAAUGGCAUUUGUGCGUUAAAUUGUUAGUUUUUUUGUGUGAACAAGUGCAUAUUUCUCACAGUAACGUCUUUACGCUAUGACCUUUCUUGUAAUUAUGCGAUCAUCGGUUACAUAGUGCUACGUUAUGUGUCGUUUAAAAACGUUUGUGUAUCGUGAAACGUGAAGUGACUGGAUCCGGGGUGGCGAUGUCCCUUGGAUUUUGUAUCGUUGUAUGCUGCAAUAAUGGACCGAAUUCCCACUAACGUUGUGUGAAUUUAAAUUAUUCGGUUGCGACCGGCAUGGAUGAGGGUCUGCUGAACGACCUUCUUGAGUGCUCCGUGUGCCUGGAGCGGCUCGACACCUCCUCAAGAGUGCUGCCUUGCCAGCACACGUUCUGUUUAAAAUGUCUCAAGGUUAUAGUGGAAUCCCACAAGGAGUUGCGAUGCCCAGAAUGCCGCGUCCUGGUAGAGACAAAGGUCGAGGAGCUGCCCCCCAACGUGCUGCUCAUGAGGAUCCUGGAGGGGAUGCGGAAUAAUGUUCCACGCAAGCUACUGUCGCAACGGAUCAUUAGACAUGCACAGGGGCAGCCUCAGCAGAGCGGUCAGAGCCGGGACAAGCAGCUACCGCCGCACGGUCGCGCGCUCUACGACUUCAUCUCCAAGGAACCCGGGGACCUAUCGUUCAAGAAAGGUGAAACAAUAUUGCUACAGAAGAAAUUGGACGCCUUCUGGUACCAAGGAGAGACCUCCGGCCGGACCGGGGUCUUCCCUAUCACGUACCUGCAGGUGAUAGUCCCACUUCCUGUCCCGACGGCGCUAUGCAAAGCGCUCUACGACUUCCGAAUGUCCGCACCGGAUGAAGAGGGCUGUUUAGCAUUUGAUAAAGGGGCGAUAAUUACGGUACACCGGCGAGUGGACGAGAACUGGGCGGAGGGUCGGCUGGAACAGCGAGUCGGGAUCUUUCCCAUCGCCUUCGUGGAGCUCAACCAGCCCGCUCGCCAUCUCAUUAACAGCCCCGCGCUCGGCCGCCCCGUGCCGCCCGUGCCGCCCGGGCCCGGGCCCGACCACCACCGGCACCACGCGCAGCACUCCCACCGCUACCAACCGAUGUCGGUGUCAACGCCGACCACAAACAUCGGCAACUACCAAAACAUGCCGGCCAUGAGCCACUCCCACCCCAACUACCACUCUCCCCCACACAUCCUCCCACCCCAACACAUUACCCACAACCUCACCCCCAGGAACAUCUUAGAACCCGCCCAGACUAAACACUCCCUAGACCUAAUACACUUCACGAACGUACAUAAUAAAACACACGGAUCGCAAGCCACUAUGAUGCAAAGCGUAUCAAGAAUAGGGGAAAACUACGAUCGACUCAGAACAGUGAAAUAUGACAGCUACAACACCACACCAGUACACAAAGCUGAUACAACAUAUCAAAACGUCAGAACGCAUGAACAUUUCCCCGUUUCCGUGGCCAACUUCAACGCGAACAACGUCAGUUCGGAUUCAAGUUCUAGUGUGAAUACAGCUUCAGUUGUCAGUUCAACGACAACUCCUAAUACCAGCUCCAACGAAAGUACUUGUGAAAGCGCCGAACCGAGCCUACCGAGCUCCCCCGAUAAUAAUACCGAGCGAAAUGCGACCGUAAUCGCUUCUACUACGACACAAAAUCCAACUGAAGAAGAAAAUGAAAACCCCGAUUCGUCUCUCAACGCGUCUAUGGGAGUUCUAAGUUUAAACGAGAGUUCCACCGCGACGAAUACUUCUUUGAACGUAUCGCUACCGCCCGCCGAGAGUCCAAAAUUGAAUGUAUCCGCGAACAGUAAUUCUACGGCGAAUCAUAACGAUAGCCAGGAAGGUCCAAGCAAUUCUGAACCUUCACGACUCGACGCUCCUUCGUCUUCGAAGAUUUUAAACCGGCCCAGUGGCCCGGAUUCUUUACUAAACUUCGGUAUAGGGCUGCAGGCGGCGCUGUCGCCGUCUCACGGGAAAGACGGGAACUAUAUGGUGGCGAGGAACCAUAGAGACCAUCAUCAUAGGGAGAAGAGGCACAGUCUGACGCCGUCGUCGCAUUUGCAAGCUAACCAUUCUACGCAAAACAGGCAUUCGGCGGAGAUCCUAGCGACGAGCCUGCUGGACCAGGCGGAGCCGGAGCCGCGCCGCCGCCGCCGCAGCAGGAGCGGCGAGCGCGAGCGCGCGCUGCCGGCCGCCUACGUGGCGCUCUACGUCUACAAGCCGCAGAAACCUGACGAGCUGGAACUCAAGAAAGGAGGUAUCUACAUAGUGACGGAGCGGUGCCGCGACGGCUGGUACAAGGGCCGCUCGGAGCGCUCGCAGCGCGCCGGCGUGUUCCCGGGGAACUACGUCGCCAGGGCCAAGCACGAGAAGGCACAGGUUGCUGCGCCAGCUGCGGUAGUGAAGCCGCUGGCGACGCCGUCGCCGUCGCCGACCAUGCUAGCGCCGCCCGACGCGCCGCCCCGAGCGCACAGUCCCCUCGCUCAAGGUCAACCGUUAUCUUACCCUUGGAGUUCCAGUGUUCAGAACCAAAUUCAGCAGAACACACCCAAAUCGGACAAGAGCAAAGACAAGAAAGGCGAAAAGUCCAUAUCGACCGGCGUUAGCUUAAUGAAACGCCUCGCCGCCAUGAAGAAAUGCAAAUCCCCACCGCCCGUCGGCUACAGUAUGGACAACCCUGUAUUCGAGGACGCCGCUUCAUGCUCGCUCACCACGAGAUUACAACCGCAACACGUCAGGUCUGGCUCGUGUCCGUCGCAACUGCUGCGCGCGCUGCCGGCCGGCGUGGGCGCGGGCGCGGGCGCGGGCGGCGAGCGUCGCCACAAGGAGCGCAUACUGCACGACCAUCGCCUCAGUAGAGUGAACACCGAGAGCCCGUGGCAGUCGCAGCAUCGCAAGUCGCAGUCGCUCGAUGUGACGGCUACACGGCGGGACAGGCACGCGCAGCCCGUCAAAGAGAGAUUUCGCUGCAUAGUUCCGUACCCGCCGAACUCCGAUUACGAGCUGGAGCUGAAAGUGGACGACAUCGUCCUGGUGUCCAAGAAGCGCGGCGACGGCUGGUACAAGGGCACGCUGCAGCGCACCGGCCGCACCGGCCUCUUCCCGGCCUCCUUCGUGCAGCGCGAGCCCGAGCCCGAGCCCGAGCCCGCGCCCGUGCCAAGGGACUGACGCAGGCCCGCACACACACACACCACGCCCAGUAGGUUCGGCACGCUGUAUUAAUAUACGAUAAGAUAAUGUCACAUUAUGUAACGAUCAUUCGAAAAUUAUCCUUAUAGUAUGAAUUUUUUCAAAUGAUUUUUACGCCUCACACCCUAAUCUGUAAAGCGAAAGCCCUUGUUUCUUUUGUUCAGCGGUUACCGAUGCUACCGCUACUGACUAUUUAUACAACCGUCCUAUUUAUAUGGUUCAAAUUUAUGUAGCGGCUCCGUAUUCUGAGGCCAUUCAGGCAUUCGUCCUUCAUUACCCAAACUCGUUAUCUCAGAAUGAGCUGUUACAUGUUGAACCUUAAUACUCUCACGAUAGUUGCUUUUUAACGACAUGGUUGCUUUGGCACGCGCUCGGAAUGCGACUAAGGUGCUUUUCCAUAAAAGAAACAAAGGCUUUUGUUUAAGGCCGUUCCAUCGGUUUGCCGCUGUCUCUGUCACAUUUCGCAAGAAAGAACGGGAAAGAUCAUGCGCGCCAAGUGUCCAUUUUGAUCGAAUUUUGUCGAUUUUUAUUUAAUUUAAAAACGUUACCCUACAAUAUCGAAAUUCGAAAGCUAUGAAAUUACCAUUUAAGUUAAGAUUGUUUUUUCUUAUUUUUUUUGUUUAUAGUAUCACAUAAUAAAUAACCGAGUAAAGUUGGAUUAAAAGUCCGAGUUAGAGGUUACUUUGGGAAUUAAUUGUAUCGAGCGAAGUGUCAUAAUUCGUGUAUCGGAAGCUAUGAUAUUAAAGAUAAUAUAGUCAAGAACUACAUAUAUUUUUUCCACGUCUACGAUUAUCAACGCCUCUUAGAAAAACAUGAUCAUAUAAGGAGAUUUUUCGCCUUCUGGCUCAGGGAACCGCCUUAACGAAUUAGGGUCUGAGGCCUAAAAAUCAUUUGAGAAAAUUCAUAGGUUAACCUUUGUACGUUAAGGUACAAAGGUAUUUUAUUGCGGACCUGACGGGCGGAGUCCUGCUCAUCCCUGCCUCGUUCGUGCAGCCUUCGCCGUAGGCCCGCGCCCAGUCGGUUCGGGACGAUAUACUUGACAUUGAUAUUGUGUACGUUUAAUAAAGUGGUUAGUUAAUCUGAUUCAGAAUGUCUGCCAAGUCAAACCAGUUUGACAGCACUGGCUUCCCUCGAAUGCGGGCUGACCCGCUUUAUUGAUGAAACAUAUGAAAAUGUUUAAAAUGUACUAUUUGUAAUAUUAUCACGCUCAAAUGAUCCUUAAUGUGUUACGUUAUAGGCCAUCCACUAAAGCCACCCGUACAAAAGACUUGUUUAACACUUAGAUUGUAAUAGAAAAAAAACAAAUACUUUGUUCAAGUACAAACGCUUGUUUUGGCUGGGAAUGCAACCAAGAACGAACCAUCGAUGCGUUUAACAAUAUUUGUUUCACCGUUAUAAUUUGUUUUAUUUAUCAUUAAGUGUUAUUCAAGAUGAUUCUUUGUUUUUUUUUAUCAAAACUAUGUCAGGUUUCCAGACUUAAUAUUAAUUGAUAAAACUUUUAUACAGGGUGGCUAAAAAUAAGUGCAUUCCGUGCGUGCCAG
Molecule: messenger RNA, 4852 nt
Organism: Cydia strobilella
Lineage: Eukaryota; Metazoa; Arthropoda; Insecta; Lepidoptera; Tortricidae
Gene: POSH
Product: E3 ubiquitin-protein ligase SH3RF1-like
Exons: 17
Coding region: 405-3290 (961 amino acids)
Molecular function (GO): metal ion binding; protein binding
Source: RefSeq, a predicted model, not a curated record